UACUCGGAGGGCGUUUGGGGUAUCGGAAAUGUUUAAUAAGACUAUAUGAGACGAAGUUAAUUACACGUUUGAACCCUUUAAAUCAAAUUAACAAAUUUGAUUGCUUCAGGGCUUACGAACGCUUCAUUUGUCUCAACUGCACGGUCUCUUUCACCAUUUAUUGGCUAAAUGCGCAUUACGCCCAGCGGUAGAACGUGAAUACACAGCUUUGUCGACCGUGACGCAAUUGAUAACGCAUAAUGUGAACAAGCUGUUGACAGGUUUAUUUAACAAAAUAUCUAUUUCGGUGUUGCGUAGCGGAAAACAAAAUGUCAGAUUCUACGCAGGAGCGAAGAAUUGUACUGCUUGGCAAAACGGGAAAUGGCAAAAGUGCAACAGGGAACACACUUUUAGGUCGUGACGAUUUCAAGUCCACCCUUAGUGCUAAUGGAGUAACGUCGGACUUGUGUCGAAGUAUCUGCUGGAAAAAUGUGAGCAAGUAUAAAUUUGAGUAUGAUAUUGUGGACACUCCCGGACUGUUUGACUGCGGAGUCAUUGCGGAAACAGCGCUUAAGAUUAUCCAGGUUGCGGCGCUGGAACCACAUGUGUUUGUGUUGGUAAUCAAAGCGGACCGAUUCACGGAUGAAGAAAAGUUCAUGGCGGAUAUGCUGAGAAUAAUAUUCGGCGAAAAUGUCUUUGAUCACACUAUAAUCGUAGUGACGAAUGGUGGAAGAUUUGAUGACGACAGGCAUUUUCAACAGUUCUGGAAUGAAUCGGGGUACCUAAAAAAACUGGUGGAGUUAUGCGGUGGACGAAUAAUACGGAUUGAAAACACAACAAAACAAUUCGACUUCGAGAAGUUCUCACUUUUCAUGGAGCAGAUGACAGAAGAAGGGAAAACAGUCUACAAACACAAAAACAGAGAUAUUCACGAAGCCGUCCUUCAAGACAUGCUUCAUAAUCAACAAGAGGACACAGACAUUGCAUCGCAAAUCCGUGAUAUGAGUGCAGAACUAGGACGGCGUUUGCCUUACUGGAACGUUCCAUUGAUUGCCGGGACAGCCGGUGGAGUACUUCUGUUAGGGACUGUUGGCGGCAUUGCGGUUGCUGCCGCUGGUGGUGGUGUCUUGGCUGGAGUUGCAGCAUCCGCCGGUCAUAUGGCGGUUGCCGGAGGAGUAGCAAUGGCGCACGGAGUGGCCCAUGUAGGGACUGGACUACUUGCAUUGGGAGGAACCAUAACGCCGUUUGUAUUGCGCAAAUUCUGGCAGUCACAAUGAAAACAGUGCUAAAAUGUGACGUUCCGUUUCGUAAGCAAGGGGCUUUUAGCUCAUCGCAUAGCUCGCAAAUGCUGCAAGAAAAGCUAAAACUGCUGCAAUAAAUUGCUAAAACUGCUGCAAUACAUUGCUUAAACUGCUGAGAUAAAUAGCUUAAAAUGCAGUUAGGCGUUUAUAUAAACAUAUAGUUGCGCAAUUUCGUGUAAUGCAAAUAUUCUACACAGUUAACUGGGUUUUGUGUGUGUUAAUUAUUUUGAUCAAAACCUAGCUUUAAAAUAAUGCAACUUUGGUUGACAAACGUGCAUAUGUCUGAUGUGGCAUCAUGUAAUGUUGUUUGAUAGCAUCGCUGGUUAACAAAGACAUAGAAUCUUUUAUAUAGAUGCAGUCCUUACAAAAUACCUUUACAAAGCAAACAAAGAAAAAAAUCUGUACUCAAUGCUUGAAUUAAAAUGAAAUGUAUUUGAACUCAAAUAUAAUUAAUAAAUAAAUUCCAUAUUUCAAAAAUACUAAAUGUUAUAUAGGAAAACAAUAAAACAUCCACCAGAUUGGUAAAAACAUAAAACUCAAAUGCGUGUCCGGGGUCCACACAAUGAAUGCUCAGGCAAACUGCCAACAUAUUUGGUACACAUUAACAUUUUGACACACGCCACAAUACAUGGAUUGGCGCAAUGUAAACAGGAUGCAAAUGUUGGUGAAGGUUAACAGGCAUGCAUUUAUUAAUGCAAAGAAAAAGAGAUACUAUCUGUUAUGAACUUCACGAAAAAGUACAGUGUUGUAAAAACAAAUAAAGAAGUCGUGUCUUAGGAUCAAUUGCAACACUAUUUUAAUCAUUUCAGAAAGGUCAGAAUACACAGUUUUAUUGACAAAUGACAUAAGCUUUCAGAAACUUAAAGAGCUUUCUUUAAUCAUCGAAAUACAAAAAAAAUUGAACUUAAAUACCAAAAGUAAGCUUAUUUGUCAAUUAAGUACAGAAAUAUUGAACUCCAGAACCAUUAUCGCCCGUGAAAGAGACUGAAAUGGCAGAAAAAUGCAUUCAAUAUUUUCGUUCUAUAUUUUGAUUUUAAAUUUGCACCUUUGAGAAAUGCAGAGAAGUAAGCUGCUCUUAAUCUCUAUUACUGCAAGCAAAAUGAAACCCCAGUUGUGCCAUCAAGAGAAAACUGUUUGUAAUAAUAGAGAUGUCCAUAUAAAUUGAUUUUCCGCUUCAUGUGCUUAUAACGAUUUGUUUCAUCAAUUUUAUAGCUAAGUCUGUGUUUUGUUAGUCAUUUUACCUUUAAUGGUAUUUUAUCAAAUGAACUUAAUUAAUGUAAUAAAUCUCAUACAGUG
Molecule: messenger RNA, 2576 nt
Organism: Dreissena polymorpha
Lineage: Eukaryota; Metazoa; Mollusca; Bivalvia; Myida; Dreissenidae
Product: GTPase IMAP family member 9-like
Exons: 1
Coding region: 309-1256 (315 amino acids)
Molecular function (GO): GTP binding
Source: RefSeq, a predicted model, not a curated record